GCGAACACCUCUCCAGAAAUGACGGAUGACAGCUGAUUAGGUUUGAGUAUUUUAGACAGUUUUCAGCUGUAUUUUUUCUCCGUGUUGUUGUUUCAUCGGACCAUGGCUGUAGCUUGUUGUCUCCGGUUAAUCCUGCCUCUCCUCCUGCUGCUGUGUCCGGGGCUGCAGCCGGCGGUGGAGGCGGCGGAGCAGGUCGCUCUGGUGGAGGUGUUCGUGGAGCAGCGGCCCGGUGUCAGCGCUCUGCUGCAGGGGGAAGUGGUGGAGUCCAGCCCGGGCAGCUGGAGCUCCGAGCACCGGGACGAGGAGGGAGAGGAGCUGCAGGGAGAGCUGGUGCUGGUUCGUGAUGACAAGCUGCAGGUGAGCGGAGGUAAAGUGGAGGACGACACCAAAGAGCAGGAGCCGUGGAUCGGGGUGGUGCCGGUGGAGAUGGACGACAGCAAAGCUUCCACUGGAAACCAGGAGUCCUUCACUGAUGCAAUGGUCAAUAAAAUGAAGCGAGCGUUGGUCCUCGGAGCGUCGGCGCUGAUCAUUCUGGCUCUCAACCAAAACUCAGUCAGUGAGAUGGAUCUGUCUCAGGUGCUGUCGAAGCCCAUCAUCGUGAUCCAGACGUCGGAAAACGUCACCAAGCUAAUCGGAGCUCUGCUCAGGGGUCUUCAGGCGACAGCGAAAAUCACAUAUAAGACCAUCCUACAGGACAAUCUGGGAGCCACGCUCACGCUGUGGUCCAGCUGCGGCCGGUCGAGAGGAGGACGCUACGGAGAGUGGCAGGGAGUCAUCUGCACGGGAGAAACCAACUCUCAGGUCCAGAAGUACCUCCAGCAGCUGUGGGACACGGUCCUCCUCGUGGCUCUGAUCCUCAGCACCGGGGUCAUCGUUCAGGCCCGCUGGCAGUACCAGGACCACCAGCUGCACGACGACUUAGAGUUGUUUCCUAAACAGGACGUCCUGAAGACGAUGUCGUCUCUGAAGACCAAAACGUACCGUCAGCCCAAACCGUGGUGUGAUCCGUCUCAGCCGGUAGAGACCGACAACUGCGCCGUCUGUCUGGAGCCGUUCAACAACAACCAGUGUCUGCGGGUGCUGCCGUGCCUCCAUGAAUACCACAGAGACUGUGUGGAUCCCUGGCUGCUGCUGCACCACACCUGUCCGCUCUGCAAACGCAGCAUCCUCAGCAGCGUCUGUAAAGACAGUUAACGGCCGCCUCACCUCUGGGAAUCACGUCUCGUCUUCUGUGACACUCCAGUCGCCGUUUUUUUCUUCUUGUUUUUUUUUUCUCCUUUUUUCUCUGACCUCGUCGUCUCCUCACUCCAGCGAUGGAUUAUGGGAGCAAAAAAUUAAAAAAACUUCUCACAGCAGCUGACUGACCGAGGGGCCGACUUGGGACUUUUUCUUUAAGAGCCAGUCGGGGAUUGUGACCUCUGACCUUUGGGGUUGGACGCAGACGGAGGUCUCACUGACAUUAAAGCGGUAGUAUAAAACAAUACUAUGAACUACUUUAGCAGUACUGUUGUGUGUGUGUGAGAACAGAACUUCUUCCUGGGAUCAUGUUACUGUACAAUCGUGGAAAUAUUCGUAUGUGUAUGUGUGUGUGUGUGUGUGUGUGUGUGUGUGUGUGUGUGUGUGUGAUCUUACAGCAGUGUUUGUGUUACAGCUUCAGACACAUUCUGCUCAGUUUCCGCUGCGUAACGGACGUAUUGAUCGACUCUCCGGUGUCAGUGUGUUCAGGUUUAUUUCUAGGUCCAACAUGAUGCCAAUAACCAACUUACAGAGUUGACUGAAGACUUUAAAACGUGACUGAUUUCAUCUAGUAUUGAAACUAAAUGCAAUUUUUAAAUGUUAGCCGUAGAGGUAACGUUUUCGUUAGUCGUAGUCCAGAGUCGGUGUUUGCACUCGUUUCAAACAUGCCUUAUUGUGACUUCACUGCAGAGUGAUGGAAACCCCCCCAAAAUAACACUCACACACACACACACACACACACACACACACACACACAAUACGGCGGUGUAUUAGGUCCAUAUAUAUGUUUUUAAAAAAACAAUACUGUCCUGGAGGAGGGAAGAUAAUAUUUUGAGAAUUUCUGAGAUUAAAGUUGUAAAUUUACGAGAAAUAAACGUGCAUAUUUAUGAGAAACACAAUGUCUUCUUGAAAUCUGGAUAAUUAGGAUAUUAUGGUGAUUCUGGGCUAAGAUAACAAGUAUCUCCUUAUUGCUAAAACCAACUGAAAAGUACAAUUAGAUCAGCUCUUCCACGGCAGGCAUAAAGCAGGAUAAGCAACGUCUUGCUAGUGUUGCAAAGUGAGUAUAUGUGACUUCUCGGCAGAAUAAAACACCUUUUUUUCGAGUUUUUUCUUGCAAAUUUGUGACUUUAUGUCUGAGAAUAUCCAAGUUUUUCUCUCGUAAAUGUAGGACUUUAAUCUCAGAAAUUCUGAGUUUUUUUCUCAACAUUUUUCUCCUCCAGGUCGGUAUUUUUCUUUACAUAUAUGACCCUAAUACGCUGUCAUACACACAUUCACAUCCAGACUUGUUGAAUGAUACUUUAGCAUCAGAGGUUUGUCUGUUACAGGAGCUCAUUUAGUUUGCACUGUUAUAUAAAUGUUACACACAUGUAGGCUGGUAAAGUUAAAAAGGUCAAUGCUCACAUUUAAAAAGAAGGAAGAAGUUAAAGGAUAAAGCUGCAAAUGUUAUAUAUAUUUUUCUUAUUUAUACUGUAUGUGCAGAACCAAUAUAACAAUGAGCAAAUCCUGCUUAAGGAUAUUACAGUAGACCUCUGUUGUUGUUUAAAAAACUAUUAAAAACACAUUAAUGAGCCACACCGCUGCACUGAGUGACAUAAUCCUUCAUUAUUAAGAGAUUAACACAUUUAGUUGGUUUAGAAAUGGCUCCAAAGACUAAUAACAACGAUCAUAUUUACCAUUACUAAUAUUUUCAUGGUGAUAAUGUCGCCCAGUGCAGCAGUGGGGCUCAUUAUUGGGUUUUUAAUAGUUUUUUUGGACACCAACGGAGAUCUACGGCACUUCUAAGUAGAUCAGUUCAUCGCUGGUUUGGCUCUGCACAUGAGAUUUUAUUGCAGUAAGAAAAAAUAUAGAAAAUUCGUCACAUUUGGAAAGAUAGAAGAAGUUAAAGGAGAAGAUAAGGCUGCACAUUUUCUAUAUUUUUCUUAUUAUAUUUGUGCAGAACCAAACCUAUAAUGAACUGGGCCUGCUUAAAAAUAAGCUAUUAAGGUUUAAAUGACCAUAAUUUCCAAAGAAUAUGUGUAAAACCUGUGAUGAUAGGUUGAAAUUAAGCUGGCUAAAAAGGUCUAAACACAGAAUUGGGUGAUAAUUUAUACUUUAUAAAACAAUCAAUCCAGACUGGGUCAACUUUACAGCCCUUUUUUCGUCAAAUGUUCUAAUUCAGAAAAUAAUGAU
Messenger RNA from Scomber scombrus (Atlantic mackerel), 3405 nucleotides. It is a transcript of the gene rnf215, whose product is annotated as ring finger protein 215. The coding region runs from base 103 to 1194 and encodes 363 amino acids. NCBI's taxonomy places the organism in Eukaryota, Metazoa, Chordata, Actinopteri, Scombriformes, Scombridae. Gene Ontology annotation, biological process: ubiquitin-dependent protein catabolic process. The transcript has 10 exons. Gene Ontology annotation, molecular function: ubiquitin protein ligase activity. The record is from RefSeq and is a predicted model, not a curated record.